UAAUGAAUCAAAAACGAAACUUGAUAAACUAAAAGCAUCUGAUUUUCAAAUUUGCAAUUAUCAAAAUAUACAAGAAGACUUAUUUAUAAAUGAGUGGGAUAUUAUCAUAAUACAGAUUGAGAGUCUUUUCUGUAUUGGGUUCAUAGCCCGUCCAUUUGUAGCUAUUCUUGAUGAAGCUAUUGCUAUUAUGCAUCAAAUGUCUAGCAGUAUAAAUGCACAGGAAUCUGAGAAUGCAAUAUGUGAUAUAUUAAGAUCUGCGAGACAU
Molecule: messenger RNA, 265 nt
Organism: Funneliformis geosporum
Lineage: Eukaryota; Fungi; Glomeromycota; Glomeromycetes; Glomerales; Glomeraceae
Source: the annotation of a GenBank genome assembly